Molecule: messenger RNA, 2951 nt
Organism: Echinops telfairi (small Madagascar hedgehog)
Lineage: Eukaryota; Metazoa; Chordata; Mammalia; Afrosoricida; Tenrecidae
Gene: GPD1
Product: glycerol-3-phosphate dehydrogenase 1
Exons: 8
Coding region: 234-1283 (349 amino acids)
Biological process (GO): glycerol-3-phosphate catabolic process; carbohydrate metabolic process
Cellular component (GO): cytosol; glycerol-3-phosphate dehydrogenase (FAD) complex
Molecular function (GO): protein homodimerization activity; NAD binding; glycerol-3-phosphate dehydrogenase [NAD(P)+] activity
Source: RefSeq, a predicted model, not a curated record
UCAAAGGCCAGCCGGUCUCUGCCCCAUUCUUGGUCCCCACCUGCCCCUACGCGCCUGCCUUUUCUCUUUCUCUGCCUCCCUCUGGCAGACUCCCUCUCACUGGGCACCUGCCUCCCCGCCCACUCCUGGAGGGUGGGGCUUGGCUGCACCCACGUGUGGCGGAGUUAAAGGCUCCUCACAGCACAGGAGCUGGUGAGUGUGGCACCCAGCCGGCUGGGGAGAGAAGCGGCACCAUGGCUGGCAAGAAAGUCUGCAUUGUGGGCUCUGGCAACUGGGGCUCCGCCAUCGCCAAGAUUGUGGGUAGCAAUGCAGCUCAGCUGGCACGCUUUGACCCCCGGGUGACUAUGUGGGUGUUUGAGGAAGACAUCGGGGGCAGGAAGCUGACGGAGAUCAUCAACACGCAGCACGAGAAUGUCAGAUACCUGCCUGGGCACAAGCUGCCCCCCAAUGUGGUGGCCAUCCCAGAUGUGGCCCAUGCUGCAGCGGACGCCGACAUCUUGAUUUUUGUGGUGCCCCAUCAGUUCAUCAUCAAGAUCUGUGACCAGCUCAAGGGCCACCUGAAGGCAAAAGCCAUUGGCAUAUCCCUUAUUAAGGGGGUAGACGAGGGCCCCAACGGGCUGAAGCUCAUCUCAGAAGUAAUCGGAGAACGCCUUGGCAUCCCCAUGAGUGUGCUGAUGGGGGCCAACAUCGCUAGCGAGGUGGCCGAUGAGAAGUUCUGUGAGACCACCAUCGGAUGCAAGGACCCUGCCCAGGGACAGCUUCUGAAAGAGCUGAUGCAGACGCCCAAUUUCCGCAUCACUGUGGUACAAGAGGUGGACACGGUGGAGAUCUGUGGAGCCUUAAAGAAUAUCGUGGCUGUGGGGGCUGGCUUCUGCGACGGACUGGGCUUUGGCGACAACACCAAGGCCGCGGUGAUCCGGCUGGGGCUCAUGGAGAUGAUCGCCUUCUCCAAGCUCUUCUGCAGCGGCCCCGUGUCCUCCGCCACCUUCCUGGAGAGCUGCGGUGUGGCCGACCUCAUCACCACCUGCUACGGCGGGCGGAACCGCAAGGUGGCUGAGGCCUUCGCCCGGACAGGAAAGUCCAUUGAGCAGCUGGAGAAAGAAAUGCUGAACGGGCAGAAGCUGCAGGGCCCCCAGACCGCCCAGGAGCUGCACAGCAUCCUCCAGAACAAGGGCCUGGUGGACAAAUUCCCCCUGUUCACAGCUGUGUACAAGGUAUGCUAUGAGGGCCAGCCGGUAGCUGAAUUCAUCCGCUGCCUGCAGAAUCAUCCAGAACACAUAUGAGGUGGGCCAGGCCAGGAUGCUGCUUUUCCCAGUACAGACUCGGAUCUUCAGGACCCCCCCAUGAAGCUGACUCUGCUUGGCUUUUCACUGGGGCCCAGCUACUCACCCCGAGAUCCUGAACCCCAAGAAGCCUGCAGCCUCUACGUGCCACAUCUUGGCCAGAAAGGGAGCGCCCUGUUUCUCCCUGGAUCUGGCUUUCUCCCCCGUCCUCGGAGAAAGAUACAACUGAGGCCCAUAGCUGCCUGGGGGUUGGGGUGGGGAUGGAGGGCAGGGCAAGGGCUGUCAGCUGCUGCCUCACACAGACUGGGAAGCCUGCCCCUAAACCCAGUGACCUGCUCAAGAAGUCCCUCAGCCACAGGAGGGGUGAGGCCAGGGCCACCAGGGUGGCUCCGGGCUUUGGAGCUGACGCAGGCCCCUUUGGCUUUGACCUCUGCCGGGCCUCACACAGCAUAAUAGAUUUCAGUGUUUGUUAACAAAAUACAAAGAUCUUAAACAACCCCCUUCUAGAGCUUCUCCUAGCAACAUCUGUGUCCUCAGAAACCUCUGGCCACCCCCUCUCCCUCGGGGCUGCCCUGGCACCAAAGUGGCUGCUAGGCUGGCAUCUCUGGCCCCAGGCUUGCCACACUCCCCAGAGACUUCCUGGUUUCCACUUCUUUGCCAGCUCCUUCCCCCACCCCGUGUGACCUUUCUCUGGCCCUCCCCCUCUGCACCCUCUUUGGGGAGAAGGAACUUGAUCUGCUGACAGAGCUACACCUUUUCAUAGCAGGCUCUGCUUGCUCACUUGCUCACCAGGCUCCCUGUGCCCUUUGUCUGUGCCAGCCUCCCUUCUCAGGAGCUCCCAGGGGUCCCUCCUACUGCCACCUACCUCUCUGGGGACACCCCUGACUCUAUGCCUAUCCUCCCCUAAACCCUGAGCCUCUUUCUCAGCUGCGUCCAGGGCAGCCGUGAGACCAAACCAGCAUCUGACAUCUGGAGGCCACCAGGACAGAGAGUGGCCCAGAGGCUGCACAGGGCCAGGAAGAAAGUGGGGAACCUGACUUUCCAAGGCAGGAUCGCCUCUGUCCAGUGAGGGCCUUCUCAUGAGAUUCUCCCUCCAGGAGCUGGGGUGGGGGGCUGCAGGGGGAAGGAGAAAACAAAGCCACCUCAUCCCCUGGGGCAGGGAAGCAAGACAGCAAGGGAGGAGAGGUAUGUGCUUGGCACUGGCCUUCCUCCAGGCAAAGAGGGAAUGUCAUAGGUCAGAAGCCUGGGCCCCUGGCUAUAAAUAGUCCCUGAAGUCUUAGAGGUCCUGCCACAGCCAGCAGAGGGUCUCAACUUCCUAUGUGACAGCACUUGGCACACUGUGGCCCUUUCCUGACCAGCAUCAUGUUAACCCUCCCCUUUGCCCUGUGAAAGAGGGUAGGUAGGUUCCUCCCAGCCCCUGGCCUGUUGAUUCAGUCUUGCAAGUGGCAGGCAGCAAGGAGCGUGAGGGGCAUGGCCAUUGCCCCUAGGCCUCACUGGGCCCUGUCAGGCAAUGAACCAGAGCAGCCUCCCCCAAAGGACAAGCUGGGCCCACAAAGACCGACUCUCUGCCGUCGCUGGAAACACUUUUGUCUGCGUCUGCUCACUCCAGAGCUAGCUGUGAAUGGCGGCCUACAUGUCCACCCAAUAAAACAUGCUUUUUUCCAGAGA